AUGUGUACCCAACUCCACAUUACACUAAAGUCCCUCAAAAGUUCAGCCCAUAACAUCAAACAACUUGAUCAAAUCCUCACCCAAACCAUCACAACUGGUCUCCUCCACACCACCCCCACAUGGAAUUGCAUUCUCAGAGCCUAUUCCAAAAGCCCCAAACCCAUCAAAGCCGUUCUCAUUUACAACCACUCCAUUCAAUCAAACUUUAUCAUCCGUGAUAACUUCACUUUCCCAAGCCUAUUGAAGGCUUGUACAAGCCUAAAUUCAUUUCCUAAAGGAAAGGAAUUGCAUGCUCAUAUCCUAAAAGUAGGACUAGAUUGUGAUGUUUAUGUGCAGAAUUCUCUUAUUCACUUUUAUGGGUCCACUGGCUGUAUUGAUGAUGCUAGGUUUGUGUUUGAUAAAAUGUCUCAGAGAGACAUAACAAGUUGGAAUUCACUUCUGGGUGCCUAUAAUUCCAAUUCUGUAUUGAGGAUUGAAGCAUUGGUUUUGUUUAAAGAAAUGAUCUGUGAUGGCGUUGGAGUUGAUGCAAUCACGUUGGUGAUUAUAUUGUCAGCUCUUGCAGAAGUAAGAUGGGUUGAGUAUGGAAGUGCAGUCCACGGUUACAUGAUAAAAGUUGGGUUUUUUAGUAAAUUGAAUUUGGAGAAUGCACUUCUGGGUAUGUAUGUGAAAUUUGGGAAGAUGAAUGCAGCAAUGAGAUUAUUUGAUGAGAUGAGCGGUAGGAGAGAUGUAGUGUCUUAUACUAUUUUGAUCAAUGGGUAUGUUGACAUGGGUUUUGUUGAUUUCGCUCGUGAUAUUUUUGAUCAGAUGGUUGACAAAGAUGUAGUUUUGUGGAACUCAAUGAUUCAUGGUUAUGUUGAGUCAAAGCGUCCAAGUGAGGCUUUAGAACUUUUCAAGAAAAUGGAGAAUGAGACGGUUAAACCAGAUGAAACCACUCUAGUUAGUGUUCUUGUUGCUUGUGCUAGCUUAUCGAACCUACAAUAUGGUAGACUUGUUCAUCGUUUGAUCCUCAGAAAUGACAUGAGACAUGAUGUUUUCAUCGGGACAGCUCUAAUUGACAUGUACUGUAAGUGUGGAAGUUUGGACGAAGCCAUGGUUACUUUCUACAAAAUGGUGGAUAGGGAUGUUUUUACUUGGACAACUGCGAUUGAAGGACUUGCAAAUUACGGGUGCGUGAAUGAAGCGUUGAAAUUGUUCAAUCAGAUGGAAAAGCAUGGAAUUAAUCCUAAUGAGGUGACAUUUGUUUCUGUGUUAACAGCAUGUAGACAAUUAGGGCUAGUCAAUGAAGGUUGUUUCUUGUUCAAUAAGAUGGUGAAAAUUUACAAUAUUCAACCAAAGGCUGAGCACUUUGGCUGUCUAGUUGAUCUCUUGAGCAGGGCCGGUAUGGUACACCAGGCAGAGGAAUUCAUUAAUACCAUGCCUCCCGGGGAGAGACUCAUAGCUUACAAAACCCUACUUAGUGCCUGCAUUAGUUACUCAAAAAUCAAUCUUGGAUUGGAAGUUGCUGAUGAACUGAUUAGGUUGGGUUCAGAGAAUCUUGCAGUUUGUAUAUUGCUGUCAAACUUAUAUGCACUAGCGGGAAAAUGGUCUAAAGUUGAACAAAUAAGAAGAAAAAUGAAAAAAAUUGGUAUGGUGAAAGAGCCGGGCAUCAGCUCCAUAGAAGUGAAAACCUAA
Camellia sinensis is the source of this 1671-nucleotide messenger RNA. RefSeq names its product pentatricopeptide repeat-containing protein At1g31430. NCBI's taxonomy places the organism in Eukaryota, Viridiplantae, Streptophyta, Magnoliopsida, Ericales, Theaceae. The record is from RefSeq and is a predicted model, not a curated record. Gene Ontology annotation, molecular function: RNA binding; protein binding. Gene Ontology annotation, biological process: RNA modification.